Molecule: messenger RNA, 2816 nt
Organism: Anopheles coluzzii
Lineage: Eukaryota; Metazoa; Arthropoda; Insecta; Diptera; Culicidae
Product: putative phosphatidate phosphatase
Exons: 6
Coding region: 961-2133 (390 amino acids)
Biological process (GO): signal transduction; phospholipid metabolic process; phospholipid dephosphorylation
Molecular function (GO): phosphatidate phosphatase activity
Source: RefSeq, a predicted model, not a curated record
CAAACAAAACAGUAGAAGGCGGACGACGAAAGAGACGACUACAGCAGUGCAAGCGCCAUCAGUUCGCGAGAAAACGGUACCGUUUUUUUCUUCUUGCGUUCCACUGCAGUGAUAAUGCUCCGUGCGAGAUAAUGCGGUUGCGGGUGUGAAACGAUUAAUAAGAAUUCUUACGACUCAUCACGCAAAGUAAGUGAUAAUGUGCCCGACUCGUCCAUCUCAUCAGCUGUAAGAAGAAAUUACAGUGAUUUUGCACAACCGGUUUCACAUUCGCCUCGUGCCUGUGUGUUAUCUCGCGCGAAUUCCCGGAGCAAUCAUCUGCAUAGCUCUGUGCGCAAGCUACCUGUGCCGUGGUACGCGAUACAUUCCUUCCGGAGGGCGGAAUGCUACCCGUUCUAUGACCUUGCGAGUUUUUGAACGCUCGUGAAGAAAAAACGGGUUCCCGUUGGGACCCCCAAUCGAUACGCGGAAUCAAGGCGAAGGUAACAUUUUCAAGGACAUCUCGCGCCCGGGCGGAUGCGCACGAGUGCUAUGCUGCAGUAAGGCGAAAGAAGGGAAGUGAAGUGGAUUACAAAAUAUUCAAGCACGCGCCAUAUAUCACUGUAAUCCCUCGCUGUGGUACACCACCUGCUUCUCCACCAGCCUUGUGCGCGAUAAACAAUGGUCGCACUAAUGUAUUGCUGAAGUUUUCCCACGACAACGCGACGACGAACAGCGCUUUGCCUCGUCGGUGUGCAUUGAGAUUGUUUAUCUGCGAAAACGUAAACAACAGAACAGGUACAGGUGUAUAACCACCUCGGCAUCUACCGUUACAUCGAUCCACCACAGAGUGGCGAGAGUGUGCGUAUAGUGGAGGCCUUUGUGUGACUUAUUGUUUUAUCUACGGGUUGGAGUGUGAGUGUGUGUUCGGGGGAGAGAGAGAGAGAGCAAGAGAGGUACUUACGAGGUCGUUUUCAGCAAUAAAUGUACCACAUUACGGACGGAGCUGCUAUCAGUGAAGAAACGCCGCUGAACCACGACGAAAGACACCUUCCGCGACAGCAGCAGCAGCAGAAGCGCAAAACAUCCUACCGACAUCUUGACCCUUCAGUGAUAGUACAUUCCGCGGGUGGUUCGAGUGAUAAUUCCAGCUCCAACGACAGCAACUGCAGCAACUGCACGACCGAGUUCGGUAGCGAACAGCAGCCCAUCGUAGUAGCUGACCGGGGGACCAACUGCAGCAGCACAAGCCGCUCCCUCACCACCAUGGACGACACGAAGAAGGUGCUACUGAAAGUUGGGCUCGACUUUCUCAUCCUUUGCUGCGUUGGGUUUCCUAUUCUAAUCUUCUUCCUGGUCGGAGAUCCAUUUAAGCGAGGAUUUUUCUGCGACGAUGAGUCACUGAUGCAUCCAUUCCAUGAUUCAACCGUGACGAACUGGAUGCUGUAUAUCAUCGGAAUCGCACUCCCGGUAAUUGUGAUUAUAAUCACGGAACUAUGCAGGGCGCGUGUGAAGAACUCGUCAGAAACGCAUCCGCUCAAGGUGUGGAACACGGACAUUCCGUUCUGGGUCGUGCAGGCCUACAAAUCGAUCGGCAUGUUUGGAUUCGGAGCCGCCGUCAGUCAGCUGUUGACGGACGUCGGUAAAUACACGAUAGGACGCCUUCGGCCGCAUUUCUUUGACGUCUGCAAACCCCGGAUGCCCGACGGUACCACUUGUGCCGACGCUAUCAAUCAAGGACGAUACGUAACGGACUUUGUGUGCACCAGCGAGAAAUCGUCUGCCCGCAUGCUGAAGGAAAUGCGCCUGUCAUUCCCGAGUGGACAUUCCAGUUUCUCGAUGUACACACUUAUUUUCUGUGCUAUCUUUCUGCAUGCCCGCAUGAACUGGCGCGGCUCGAAGCUGCUGAAGCACUUUUUCCAGUUUCUGCUGAUCCUGCUGGCCUGGUACACCUGUCUGAGCCGCAUUUCCGACUACAAGCACCACUGGUCGGACGUGCUGGCUGGGGGCGUACUGGGCGCAACGGUAGCGAUCGUCGUCUCCAACUGCUGCACCGACCUGUUCAGUGUCGCACGCAAACGCACGAUGAUGGCAGCGUCUUUACCACAGACGCGCUACGAGCUUAGCCCAAACCAUACGCACGGGAAUGGCAACUAAACGGAGGGGAAACGUGUUGCACCUCCAAUCCACUGGACCAUCGUAGAGAGAGUGCGAGUGUGUUUGUAUGUGUAGGGUGUGUGUAGAGCGUAUCGUGUCGAACUCGAUCGUCAAGUUCCUUGCCAAAUUGUGAAGGGUGGAGGAAAGUGAGCAUACAAUGCACUCUCGCUACACCUAGAGGCACCUACGCAUAUGGGAGUGCCAAAUGCGUCGUUUAAUAGUCGCAUCAAUUACUGCUGCUACCCAAAAACCCACGGUAAUAGCAGCAUUGCUAGACGUAACCGACAAAACGUAGCAACUGUAGUGAGAAGUAAUUUAUUACGUUUAUUCGUUAAGCUUUCUAAACGUAUAUCGUGUAGGAGGAAAUUAUGUUAAUAUAUAUACAUGAUAGAGAAUAGCAGUAGCUCAGUCAUACUGACUGAUAAGACUAAAAGCCAACAUAGGAAAGACAUAAUACUUCAUCGUUGCUACUACUCGGGUUGGUGUCGCUGAGUUUGGUUUCCGAUUUGUCACUACUCAGCCCACUUUCCUCUACUAAGGCUGCUCUCAGUAAGAUACAACGAUCGCAGUAGAGUUUUCUAUUAGAGUAACACACAAUGGUUGUAUAUUUAUCAAAUUAACUAGAUGCAAUCACUUUUAUCUGCAACUAUCUUUGAAAUAAACGAACGAAACUAGAAGAUUUA